GGCGCGGGCUGCUCCCUCUCCGGCCGUGCUCCCGGCUGCCGCGGCCAUGUCUUACGCCGCCGAUGACUACGAGUCCGAGGCUGCUUAUGACCCCUAUGCUUACCCAAGCGACUAUGAUAUGCACACAGGAGAUCCAAAACAGGAUCUUGCUUAUGAACGUCAGUAUGAACAGCAGACCUACCAGGUGAUCCCUGAAGUGAUCAAAAACUUCAUCCAGUACUUCCACAAAACUGUCUCAGACUUGAUUGACCAGAAGGUGUAUGAGCUACAGGCCAGCCGGGUCUCUAGUGAUGUCAUUGACCAGAAGGUAUAUGAGAUCCAGGACAUCUAUGAAAACAGCUGGACUAAACUGACCGAAAGAUUUUUCAAGAAUACACCUUGGCCUGAGGCUGAAGCUAUUGCUCCACAGGUUGGCAAUGAUGCUGUUUUCCUGAUAUUGUACAAAGAAUUGUACUACAGGCACAUAUAUGCCAAAGUCAGUGGGGGACCCUCCUUGGAGCAGAGGUUUGAAUCCUAUUACAACUACUGCAAUCUCUUCAACUACAUUCUUAAUGCCGAUGGCCCUGCUCCCCUGGAACUGCCCAACCAGUGGCUCUGGGAUAUAAUUGAUGAGUUCAUCUACCAGUUUCAGUCGUUUAGUCAGUAUCGCUGUAAGACUGCAAAGAAGUCAGAGGAGGAGAUUGACUUUCUUCGUUCCAAUCCAAUCUGGAACGUUCACAGUGUCCUCAAUGUCCUUCAUUCCCUGGUGGACAAGUCCAACAUCAACCGGCAGUUGGAGGUGUACACCAGCGGAGGAGACCCCGAGAGCGUGGCCGGGGAGUAUGGGAGGCACUCCCUCUACAAGAUGCUGGGCUACUUCAGCCUGGUGGGACUUCUGCGCCUGCACUCGCUGCUGGGGGACUACUACCAGGCCGUCAAGGUGCUGGAGAAUAUUGAACUGAACAAGAAGAGCAUGUAUUCUCGCGUGCCCGAGUGCCAGGUCACCACAUACUAUUAUGUUGGUUUUGCGUAUCUGAUGAUGCGUCGCUACCAGGAUGCCAUCCGCGUCUUUGCCAACAUCCUCCUCUACAUCCAGAGGACCAAGAGUAUGUUCCAGAGGACCACGUACAAGUAUGAGAUGAUUAACAAGCAGAACGAGCAGAUGCACGCGCUGCUGGCCAUCGCGCUCACCAUGUACCCCAUGCGCAUCGACGAGAGCAUCCACCUGCAGCUGCGCGAGAAGUACGGGGACAAGAUGCUGCGCAUGCAGAAGGGGGACCCGCAGGUCUACGAGGAGCUUUUCAGCUACUCCUGCCCCAAGUUCCUGUCACCCGUGGUGCCCAACUACGACAACGUGCACCCCAACUACCACAAGGAGCCCUUCUUGCAGCAGCUGAAGGUGUUUUCCGAUGAGGUGCAGCAGCAGGCCCAGCUCUCAACCAUCCGCAGCUUCCUCAAGCUGUACACCACCAUGCCCGUGGCCAAGCUGGCCGGCUUCCUGGACCUCACCGAGCAGGAGUUCCGCAUCCAGCUUCUUGUCUUCAAGCACAAAAUGAAGAACCUGGUGUGGACCAGCGGUAUCUCCGCCCUCGAUGGCGAGUUUCAGUCCGCCUCUGAGGUGGACUUCUACAUUGAUAAGGACAUGAUCCACAUCGCAGACACCAAAGUGGCCAGGCGCUACGGGGACUUCUUCAUUCGGCAGAUUCACAAAUUUGAGGAGCUCAAUCGAACCUUGAAGAAGAUGGGACAGAGACCCUGAGUAAUCAUCGUGCAGCAGUGGAGAACCCGUUUUGAUAUCAAACAAUGAUGACAACCAGGUUAUAGGUGGGCAGUGUUUUUGCCACCGUGAUGCCUUUGCCUUGUUCCACCAUCAGCUGAGUUGAGGUUCUUUUGAAUUAAGGACUGAAAUGUUUUCAGUAGAUCUCAGUAAAAAACUUAUUUGGAGCCAGAUUUGUCAUCUCUUUAUUGUUGCAGGGAGU
Messenger RNA from Talpa occidentalis (Iberian mole), 1958 nucleotides. RefSeq names its product eukaryotic translation initiation factor 3 subunit L (gene EIF3L). Gene Ontology annotation, biological process: translational initiation. The record is from RefSeq and is a predicted model, not a curated record. NCBI's taxonomy places the organism in Eukaryota, Metazoa, Chordata, Mammalia, Eulipotyphla, Talpidae. Gene Ontology annotation, cellular component: eukaryotic translation initiation factor 3 complex; cytoplasm. Gene Ontology annotation, molecular function: translation initiation factor activity; protein binding.